Macrosiphum euphorbiae (potato aphid) is the source of this 612-nucleotide messenger RNA. The record is from the annotation of a GenBank genome assembly. Lineage: Eukaryota; Metazoa; Arthropoda; Insecta; Hemiptera; Aphididae.
AUGCGCAUAUCAGCAAGUUUAAAAGCACACAAAAUAAAAACACUAAGGAAUAAGUCUGAAGAAUGUCAAAAUAAAUUAGCAAUAUCUUUAUUAAAUGAAACUGUAAUUGUAGGAAAAGGAGCCAGUAAUAUACAAUAUGGAUUACAAACUGAAGACAAGGCAUUUAAUAAGUUCUGUGAUAUGUACAACAUUGAUGUAGUUAAAAGUGGGUUGUUUUUUCAUAUUUGUAGACCAUGGAUUAGUGCCAGUUCUGAUGGUUUGAUAUUAAAAAAUGGAAAAAUUUCUUCAGUUUUAGAAAUUAAAUGUCCCAGCUCAUGCAAACAAAAAUCUAUAAUUGACCAAUUAACAGGAAAAUCAAACUUAAGCUAUAUUGAAGUUAAAAAUGGUGAAGUUGGGUUAAAAUAUAGUCAUAUAUAUUAUACACAAAUACAAAUGUUACUGUAUUGUACAGGUUUAAAUGAUUGCCACUUAUUUAUCUUUAAUGAAAUUAAGCCUUUGUCAUUAAUAAUUAAAAAAGAUUUAACCUUUUUAGAAAACAUUAUUCCAAUAUUGGAUAAAUUUUACUUUUCUUUUUAUUUACCAAAUUUAUGUAACCAAUCAAAUACAUUAUAA